AUGUUCAAGAGUGUUUACCAGAAAAGGCAAGAAAACGGAGAAGAGCACCUGGAAACGUUCGAAAGCAAAGGAAGAAAGGGGAAAUAUACGUCGGGUGGGAAAAAAGAAAUAAAAUCUAGGAAAUCUGGAAUAACUGCUUCAGAUGAAGAAGGAAAUAAAGACUACAAACAAAAUGAAAUGGAUACUCGUCAAACUAUAAACAAGACUGGAGAAUGUAAAGAUGUUGAACUUUUACUACAUGAACAAACUGAAAUUUCAGAAAAACAAGAAACAAAAUCAUUACACACAGCUAAAGAAAACGAAAUUUGUGAUCAAAAUGUAUUGAAACAAAAAGAUUUGGACUUAAUUAUAGAGUAUACUGAAGAAAAAUUUAAUAAAUUCGAUUUAAGCAAAACAAGUUUAAGAAACGACGACAGACAACAACUUGAAUGGACUAUUCAGAAAAAUAUACUGAACGAAAAGACAGGAUUUAUGCAAACAUUUAUAACUACCAGUGCCGUUAUAGAAAAACAGAAGUCUCCCGUUUUGACUGAAAAAUCAAAAUUGAGACCAAAAGUUCAUAACGAUAUUGAACGAGAAAAUAUUGAAGUUGACUAUAAUGAUAUUAACUCUGGUUCUAAGGAAAAUAUUGAGUAUUUCUCAGGCAACGAAACCAUAGGCAUGGUUCAAAAACUGAAAUGUAAGAAAGAAUGA
Molecule: messenger RNA, 693 nt
Organism: Parnassius apollo (apollo)
Lineage: Eukaryota; Metazoa; Arthropoda; Insecta; Lepidoptera; Papilionidae
Source: the annotation of a GenBank genome assembly